Messenger RNA from Ooceraea biroi (clonal raider ant), 7735 nucleotides. RefSeq names its product cytochrome and DOMON domain-containing protein knickkopf (gene knk). NCBI's taxonomy places the organism in Eukaryota, Metazoa, Arthropoda, Insecta, Hymenoptera, Formicidae. The record is from RefSeq and is a predicted model, not a curated record.
UCGUCAGGAACGGCUUUGCUUGCGUACCCCUUUACGAUAAAAGAGGGCCCGAGGGGAUUGGCGUAAACCGUAACGCUCGGGAUGUAAACAAGAUUUCGGUUUAAAUCUUCGUUACAACUUGCAAACGGUUCUAACUGUUACCAUUAACGAACGCGGCACGUAGUGAGAUAGACAACGACAUUUACUGUGGAAAAGUACAAAAAAAGAAGCGGACUGUAGAGCUUCUCGCUAACCCUAAACGUCUAAGCGUAAAGUGACGCGCAUUUCUGUCAUAACCUCUAAGCGUCAAUGAUAGGCGACGCUCGGACGCUCGUGAAUAUUAUAGCAAAAUAGAUCGAUACAUCCGCUUCUGCUCGAUCGUAGUUGGUCGUAUCCGUCGAGCGGAGAUUUAUGCAACGAUUCAAACAACCGAGACCCGGCGGCCGAAGGUGCAAGAGGAUGUUUCAUAGACAACGAGCAUGGAAUACGAUUUAGGAUCGGGUUGCGAGGGCCGUUGCUUGCGAGACUUGGAGAACCCGGACGAACUGACAUGUCCGACACAGGCACACGAAACAUGCGACCGUACCACGUGCUAUUCCCCACCGACGAUGGCGGAACAGUCGGUGUUCGAGAGGGAUCGGGCGAAGAAGAGUCUGUCCGCUCAGGUAAUGGAAUAUUAUCACAAGUACUCGCGAGACUCGAGUUUGCACCAGUAUUUUUCGCUACCCGUGACGAAUACUUCGCAGGAGGCCGUUAAGUACUAUUACGGUGCGUACGAAGUGAGCGCCCAGGUGGGCCCAGGUGGGUCGAACAGGCAAGACUGUAUCGGGGAAGAGUACAACUUAAAGUCUUAUGUCCCGAGAGAGAGACGUAGGUGGGUAAGACCCCCGUUAAUCGGGCAAUCCUCGAACGCGGAUGCUUCAUCCAGGUGUGUUCAACCGUUGACAGAUCCCCAGACGCCGUCGCCUGAUUUCAAGCGCCUCACGCCCGAAACGAUACAGGAGGAGAAGAAUGAGAGCCAGGAGAGGCUGCUCGACGUGAGCGACAGAAAAUUGUCCUCCCCGACUUCCAGCGUAGCGUCCUACAAGCCGCUCGAGUGGGACAGCGGCGCGGAUGUCGGCUACUUUAACCCGCACGCGCACAACAAGCAGAACAACAAGAAGCUCAGUACCAUAGAACGCAUGGCUCUGGCACGGGGAUGCUCCGCCGCUCUACGGUUAGACCCGGAAGGCACCACCGAGUCCGGGAUGCAGUCUGGGAAGAACGCGGCGACGCAGAGCGCCUCGAAAUUGUCGGCAGCGCCCAAUGCCAAUUCCACGCCGUUAGUCGGGAACGCUUCGGGCUCGGAGAGCGAGAUAGAGAUAACGCCCAUCGUUAAGAACCACUUGCCAGGAAUUAUUACGGGGGAUGACAUAAAGUCGCAAGAGAGAUGCGUCGCGAGCGACGUCGCGCAACCGAGGGCGAUAGUGAAGCCUACGACGCAGGAGGCGCACAUUUUGAUGGACACGCCCACGUCGUCGUCGUCCGCGUUUAAGGUGCCAUUGGUGAAGUAUCCAACGGUAGAGAGGAGAAUUAUAAAUGAGCGUAAAGAAAUCGCGCGGCCGGCGAGCUCGCCGAACUCGCCGUUGAAGAAGAGCGUCUCGAUGAACGUGAUACCCGCGUCGUCGUCGAGAUCUUCCCUGAAGAGGAGCCAGAGUGAGCUCAAUCUACACAGCAAGGGGGGGAAGGCUAUAUUGCCUCUGAUCUUCAAUUCCACCUCGUCUAUCGCUACCAUAGUAAACAAACCGGUCACCUGCGACAAAGUGAUACAGACCAACCUGGACGCGUGCUCUCAGGAAUCCGUGGGCGUUCAGGUUUCCGAUCUCGAGGAGAAGUCGCCGGAGAAGGAGCCGAGUUUACAAACGACGAUACAUUCCAUCCUGAAGAAGUCGAAGGGAACGUACAGAGUUAAGAAUCCGAGGAAGAGCGACGGCCCGCACGCGGCGGGCGACGCCGACGCUAAUACGAGCGCGAAAGAGAAUCAGCGGCGUCCGAGCAGUUCCGACAUCUCGCAGAACGCGUCGACCUCGAUAACGCCGCAGCCCGACGAGACGGAAAACGUGUCCGGGAAAGCCAACAGCUUCGAGUACUUCCCGGGGCACACCUACGCGAACGUGCCGAACGAAAGGGACAAUCACGUCUCCUCGGAUACCGGCAGGUCGAAUUCGACGUUACCGAACAGCAGUUCCAGCGUGAACGAGAAGCUCUGGGGGGAUUCGGACAGCCUGGUCCGCGAUCUCGAGAGGAGCGUCAACAUCUUGAAGAGCCUCGUCGACGCCAACAAGUGCGACAAGCAGGUGAAGAAGAGACUGAUACAGCACGUGAUUAAACGUCUCGUGACCGCGAAGUACAUGGACGAUAAGAUCGAGCACAACUUGGAGGACAACGUACCCUGGAACCCGGACGACGCGAGAAACAAAGUCUACAGAGCGGAACUGCUGCAGGCGCUGGCGAACAAGCACAGCACCACCGAGUCCUCGGACGAGUGGAACCUGCGGAAGAAGGACAUGUCGAUGCAGAAGUCCGUGGGGACCAUCAGCGACGUGAUAAAGGAAGUCGCGCUGGAGAGCAGCAACAGCGACAAGUUCGAUCGACACACCGACAGGACGGAGAUAGACGGCAGGAAGGCGCGACUGGGACUGAGGACGGACGACUGCCAGCAGAGCAGCAACACCCCGACGGACCCGGACAAGAGCGAGAGCUCCGAGUGCUUCGUACCCCAGCGCAAUCCCAAGAACACGAAAGUGAACGGCAUGUUUUGCUUCAAGGACAAAUUACCGCACAGAGAGUCGACCACGACGAACAGCAUACCGCCCGACCACAACAGGAUCUUGCUCGACGCCGUUGUGAACAACAGGAGAACGCCCGUCGAGUCGAACAACAACACGGACAAUAAUACCGACUGGCGGCUGCCGACUACGUCGUCGGAGAGACAAUUUGAAUUGAAGAAAUGCAGCAUGUCGGAGUCGGGCGACUCGAAGCUCGUCAAUUACGCCGAGAUGGAGAAGAGAAAUCAGUUGAUUUGGAUCACCAACGAGAUCAGCCACCUUUGCAACCUGAAGAAAUUGUUGGAGCAGCCCAGACGAUUGGAGAGACCCAAGUCCACGCCGAGAAAAUCCAAGUCGGCGAAUCUCAAGUCGAAGCAGGCGGCAGUACUUAGGCGGGAGCAUACUGACGUCGUGCACAGGAGCACGUCCGAUUUGCGAGAGGACUCGGUGAACGAGCCGUGGUCGUCUCACUGUAACCUGGCGACGUGCGAGGCCGCGAAGGACAGCGUAAUCCACGGGAUCAUGAAACGCAACAGCUGCACGCAGACGGCCACGAACGUGGCCAGCGUUUACUCCAAGACCGGAGGAGAGAUCGUGUCCGCGUCGAGAAUCCGAGGCUCCGCGAUGAGGCACAUGAUAACUGUCAGCGUGCAGACGUCACCACGGAAACUCCCCUCGGCAUCAGCCGCGGUAGAGCCGCGCGUGCACGAGACGAAAUCCGCCAACUCGCAGACUCCGUGCGCGCACUACCACAAUAGCGUCAAGUGCAAGGAUCAGUCGUGCCAGACGCACAGCACCGGCCAAAUCGUGCGGUGUACGUGCGUGUCGUGCAACCAGAGCGCACCGAUCGUCUCGCAGCAGACUCAAACGAGCUACGCGAGCGACGCCAGCACGACGGAGCGCGUUUGCCACCACAAGGUGGUCUCGCAAGGCGCGAGCGUCCAGCAGAAACAGAAAGAGGCUAAAAAUCAAAUCAACACCCAGUCCAAGUCGAAGCACGGCUGCGCUCACGGUGCCUGUCCGUCCGUCAGUGACAACCAGCGCGUUGGAUCGAGCGUUGAACCGAAGCGGGCCCAAGCUGAAUGCUACAAGCGACCGUUACUUACGACGUGUCCGUCGUGUUCCAAGCAGAAGCCCGUUACAGGCGUGAGCAGUGCUGCCUGCAACUGCGGCGCGUGUCAGAACAAUCCCUCCCGCAGGCACGGAGACAAUCAGGCCUGCGUCUGCGCGAACGCGUGCAAGUGCGACUCCAGCAGCGACGCUAAUAGAAGAAUCACUGGCAAGCCGCGACAAAAUUAUAACGCGAAGAGUCAGAGCAGGCACGCGUCAAGCUGCAGCGAGCAAAGAGAGAACAGGGAAGAAGUUUGCGAUUGCGCCGCGUGCGAAAAUCGCGCGCAAACCAUGGGAGCGGGAACGCUGUGCGAGUGCCGCUCGAACGGCAAAAUCGACGGUAACGGAUCGUGCCGGUUCGAGUGUCGCUUGAAGAUAGCCGAACACCAGUCGCAAGCGCAAGCUUACUCCGACAGCUCGCGGGGUAGCAGCGACGUGAUUCAACAACGUAGAGUACAAAGUAGCUUAAAGUGUAAUUGUGAUGAGGCUUGCUCCUGUAGUAAUAGUCAGACGAAGGAUACCGUCAAGGGAAGAGCGUGCAAGAAUUACGCGUCGAAACCAAAUUUCGUAGACGAUAUCAGUAUUAGUAAGGCCGAUAAGAAUCGUAAGCACUGUCGCGUGUGUGGUGCCAUGUAUCAAAAUACUCGGAGAUGUGACUGCCGUCAAACGUACCCCAGAGCGGUCGCGUACGAAUUAUCGUUCACCAAGGAGAACGUCUCGAAGAGCGAGAUGAUGUCGGAUAUCGUUCAGAUAAUGCCGAAAGCAGCGUCCAACAAGCAGCAUAUAAACGCAGCGAAACCCGACGCGUGCAACGCUUGCGACAUGAAGAAGAAUAAUCUGAACGCGAAGAAUUUUCGACAGACGAGUAGCUUGCAGGAUUAUUUGUCCAGAAACAAUCCCGAGUUUGUGGGAAAUGCGGAGACGCGUCGGCAGUAUUUGUCGGAGAUAUGUCAAUUACGAGAGUUGAGGAAGGAGAAGCGGAUACAGCUGCUGGCGAUGGCCAGCACGUCCAAUAUUAUUAAAUCCGCGCCAACAGCGAAGCCAACAGUUUCUAUGCAACCAAAAAUUACGGACAAGGAAAUGAAGGAGCGAUUGCGCAAGCGAUAUCUUCGACUGAACGAGGUGCGCUUCAAGCGACGACAGCAAGAGAAGCAGGAGGAGGCACGUCGAAACCAGCUGAUGGCGAAAAUCUUUUGCAAGAGACUGCAGCAGAAGGUUCUGAGGGGCCAAGGAAAAUAUCUCGGGAAAUUAAAUCCGUACCAUCAUCAAGUUUCUGGCGACGUUUCGGCUGUCGACCAGUACACCUUAUUACUGACGUCCUUUAAUUACGACGGUAAUGGAGCUGACACGUUCUUCUGGGCAGGUGCAUCGAACAGACCAGGCCCGCAAGGAUUUAUCGUUCCCGAUGAGUGGGGCAAGACAAACAUACUGGACCGAUACUUCAACAGGGAUUUCACGUUGACUCUGCCAGAUAAUAAGAAGAUAACGGAUAUCAAGUGGUUUGCGAUAUAUGACUUAUCAAGUCAGAACACCUUCGGUGACGUGUACAUCCCGGAGGAGUUUGACCCGCCGUCACCUCAGAAGAUAUCGGAGCUGUCGAGGAGGUCUCACAAUGUCUCGUCAGAGCCGAUCAUAAUUUUGGACUCGAAGACUAUCAGCAUACCGCAAUUUACUUACGACGGGCAGGGUGUGGACGCGUAUUUCUGGGUUGGACUUGGCCCGCAACCGUCUAGCAAGGGCCAGAAAGUACCUGAUGAAUAUGGAUACGUGGAUUCUCUUAGAGCCUACCACAAUGAAGACGUUGUAUUGGAGCUACCAGGAGACAUGACCGUCUUCGACAUAGAUUGGCUGAGUGUUUUCGACGUGAAAACCAAGUCGAACUACGGCUCUAUCAUAAUACCCGAUGGGCUCAACGUGCCGCCGUCGCUGGUGCGAGUUAUCGAGCAAAGUAAAUCUCUCCCGAACUGCAUCCAGCUCCACAAGCGGUAUCAGGUCGGCUGGGAAAUUUUUGGCCCUCAAAUUACUAUUCAAUUGGCAGGUCAAGUCGCCGAGGAUGAGUACAUGGCGUUCGGCUUGUCCGGCUCGGAGGACUCUAGCCGAAUGGAAGGAGCGGACGUGGCGAUCGCGUACAUGGACGACACUCGCGGAUACGUCACGGAUUACAACAUCACAGCGAAAGCACCGUGUGGAAAGGUUCUCGGUCAGUACAAGGGCGUGUGCAGGGACGACCUUCUCGGCGGCCUGGACAACAACCAGCUCUACACCGCAGUGAGAGAAAACGGCAUUAACGUCAUCACGUACCGACGCACCCUUAUUUCAUCCGACCCCGGGGACAAGGAUUUCCCCACGGAUAGACCGGUGUACGUGGUCUGGGCUUUGGGCAGGCUCGACAAAACCGACAGCGAGCCAAGCUUUCACGAUCUGUAUCAGAGGGGCGACGUGAUGCUCGAGUUGGGCCGCAAGGAGCCGGAGAACACUUGCAUCGACUUCACAGAGACCAACAGGAAGUUCUCACAGAGGGAACCUUGGCAGAAGACGGAAAUAUUCGACAGAAGUGUGAGAACCUUCAAGGCGACCAUCGGACCCUCCGGAGGGAAGAGGGGAUACCAGGGAAUCACGGGAAAACCAUCGGUGGGGCUCGCGUGGUACAUCGAGGGCACGCUGAUACCCGAGUUGUACCUACGUCGGGGCCUGACGUACAAUUUCCGCGUCCACGGCGGGAACAAUCCGCACAGCGCGGAGCUGUAUCACCCGUUGAUCAUAACCGACGAUCCUCACGGGGGAUACGACACGCUAAGCGACCUUGCGCAAAGCAAGAUCAGAGUACUUGCUGGCGUCGAACUGACUAGAAGAGGUCGACCACGACCGACCGCGGUUGGGCCACUUUGUUUAAGCAAACAUAGCGGUCGAGAUAGAAGACUGGACGACAAUUUCCCGUCAUUUAGAAAGUUCAACAGAACCCUCGCGCAGGUCUGCGAGCCAGGAGAAGGCGGCAGCUUGGUGAUAAGUCCAAACUCCUCGUGGCCCGAUCUGGUUUAUUAUCACUCGUUCACGCGUGCAAACAUGGGAUGGAAGAUCCACAUAAUCGAUUCUUAUACGAGGAGCGAUGCGAUCACAUAUAGAUUAUCAGUAUCUGUUGCAAUUGUGGCUGUACUUCUUCGUCUGUUAUAAAGUUAGGCAUAAAAUAUGGACAAAUAUCUAUUAUAGUGCCAAACACUUUUCAGCUUACGUAAGGAUGCACUGAAUCGAGUAACCAUUUUACCUAACUUAGCACGAUACGUUUCGAUGCGACGCGAGACGAAAAACGGCGAUAAAUUAAUCCGUACGAUUUGUUGAGAAAAUGAAGACACUAAUGUAAUAGUUCCUACAACGGGUAUAACGAUUUCGCUGAGGCGGGAAAGCAAAAUGAAGAAUACAUUUGUUAGAAAUAACACUUUUAAAUCGGUAAGAGGUCUAUAUUUUACACAUUUACAGAAAUCCGAGAAAAAGAGCGGAAAUUGAACGUGAAAGACUCAGGUGUGAUUAGGGGUAUUGCAAAACCUUACGUUGCAUCCGGAUUUGCGCACGCGACUGACAUUUAUAUAGAUGUAGCGUCCAUUCACAACAUGCAAAAUCACGAGAAAACAUUCAGUGACAUUAAAAUAUAAAGUAUAAAGGCACUCUCUCUCUAUUUAUAAUUCCUAUAUCACUAGCUAGAGGAAUGGAACCACUGAAUCAUACCCCAUUGAAAAUCAAUGGAACAGAGCCUUGUCGUCAGACAGAUAUGUAUUUACAACACAAAAAAGCACCACAUGUAACAAUAGUCAUUUUCUCUAUUUUUUUGCAAUAAAUCUCUUUCU